AUGACUACUUAUCUGUGGAAGAGAAAGAACUCACUGGAUGCAGAAGCAGACGGCAGGGUCUCUGCUGACGAGACCGACUACGCGGAGCCCUCCAAGCUGCCAAGGACGUGGCCUAAGAGAGACUCCGUUCCCCGCGAUUUGGAAAAUGGGGCUCCCCCUCUGAGCGUAGGUCAGCAGCGUGCAGCUAAAAACGUGGAGGACCCAGUGCCAGUAGGUAAAUCCUCGCAGGAGAUGGCCAAGGAGGACAGGCUUGACCAAGCCAGCACAAGAAGCCAGAUGAAGGCCCUGGGAUCUUUGAUUAUCCAACCUCCGGAUCCCUUCCAGGAUGACCUGGUGAGCCACGUGUGGUCACGUAGCAAUCGCUCAGAUGCCAAGAGGGAAACACCCAAGGAGACCAAGACUUGGACUUCAUGGAGCCAGACAGAGAAAUCCAUGUUGGAAGAGGCCCCUCAGGACCCAGAUGCCAAGCGUGGGCCUCCAACUGCCCCCAAGCCACGGAAAUUGCCACCAAAUAUUAUCCUGAAAACCAGCAAAAACAUCCCAGUGCCACUUGCCACGGAGCCCGGCCAGAAGGUAAAAGAACCACUGCCAUCCUCAACCAGCUCUGCCAGCAACGCUGCUGCCGAAAAGGUGAAUUCGGGGCACCUCGACCCCAAGGAGAGGGAGAAAGCCCGGCAGGAGGCAUUGGAGAAGCUUGGACUGUCACAGGACAGGAAGGAGCCCAGCACCCUCCUUCAACCUACCAUGCAACCCCAAGCAAGGGAGAUGCCAUUCCCUGUCCCUGGAGAGCCCGAGGCACGCUGCGGGACGGUGGAGAGGUCGGUGCCGGGUAUCCGGCAGAUGAACUUUAAAUCCAACACCCUGGAGCGCUCUGGCGUGGGGCUGAGCAGCUACAUGACCAGCGCCAAGGAGCAGAGCGUCAAGACCAGCAGCUCCCUGGGCAAGAUGUCCUUCAUCGAACGGCUUGCCCCGAGCUUCCUCAGGAGCAGCCGCCCCCGGCCAGCAUCCCUCGGAGCAGGGAAGGACUUUGCUGGUCUGAAGGAGUCCGGGCACGUGGAGCCAGAGAAGAGCAGCAAGCGGCGAUCCCACCCGCUGCAGAGCUUCCCCAGGCCGGCCCGCUCCUGCGUCAGCGUGAAGAUUUCCCCCAAGGGUGCGACCGAUGAGAACCGGCGAGAGGCUCUGAAGAAGCUCGGUCUGCUGAAGGAGUAG
Phaethon lepturus (White-tailed tropicbird) is the source of this 1209-nucleotide messenger RNA. RefSeq names its product chromosome unknown open reading frame, human C1orf116. The transcript has 3 exons. The record is from RefSeq and is a predicted model, not a curated record. NCBI's taxonomy places the organism in Eukaryota, Metazoa, Chordata, Aves, Phaethontiformes, Phaethontidae. Bases 1 to 1209 code for a protein of 402 amino acids.